AUAAGGCUAUAUACUUAGAGUGAAGAAAUAAAUAAAUAUAACUAUUGAAAUAUAUAAAAAAGAUAAAGAAAAAAAAAAAUAAUAAUAACAAUGAAUAAUGGCCACGUGAAACAACAAGUGGGGACAAGUAAACAGGUGAAUUUAAAUGGUGAUGCAGCAAUGGUUGUUGAAAAAAAAAAAUUAAAAUCAUUAUUUUUGACAUAUGUAUUGUGGUUAUUUGGUGGUAUAUUUGGUGCACAUCAUAUUUAUUUAGAAAGAGAUUUCAAUGCUAUUAUUUGGCUUACAACAUUUGGUGGAUAUUUUGGUAUUGGAUGGUUACGUGAUAUUUACAGAAUUCCAACUUAUGUUAAUGAUGCUAAUGAUGAGCCAAUUUUUAUUGAAAAAUUUAAAACAAAUAUUCGACAAUUUAAAAAACCACCUUUUUCGACUGUUAGAUUUUUAGGACAAGUUGCUGUAUCAGCAUUUUGGGGACAAUUAGCACUUUGGGCUGUACCAGAAGAAGAAGUUCAUGGAUUUAAUUUACGUUACUUGUUGUAUUUAGUUCCUGUAUUUGUUGCACUAGGUGUAUGGAUUGUUGGUAAUAUUGGUAGAGAACAAGGUGGUAUAAAAUGGACACUUUUAGCUUCUUUUUGUAUGUAUCCAACAUUGUAUUACAUUGGUGAUGAAAGUACAUGGCUAAGUUUGAUGGCUGUUGUUGCAACACUUGUGUUUGAAACAUUUAGUAAAGAAUGGCGUUUAAAACCACGUAAAAAAAAAUCAAUCAUUAAAAGAUUUACUGUAAUUAGUUUUGCUGUUUUAUUGUUUUGUUCAAUGUGGGCAAGUUUCUUUUAUUUCAAUGCAAGUAUAACCGAUAGUCAGGGUGAAGAAAUUAAGCUAUCUGAAGCUGUUAAACAUUUUUUCACUUCACCAGUUUGGUUGGAUUUUAUGGCAUCAAUAUCACAAACUUGGCAACAAAUGAAGCAUCAAGGUUUCUGGGCAACUUGGUCACAACUUGUUGAUCUAACUGAUCCACGUGGUGAAAUAAAUGCUUACAGGGUGCUUGGAUUAACACAAACAUCAUCGCAAAGUGAAGUCACAGCCAAAUGGCGUAGUUUAUCAAAAGAAUAUCAUCCAGACAAAGUCAAAGGAACAGAUGAAGAAAAAAAAAUUGCACAAGAAAAAUUCAUGGAAAUACAAAGUGCUUAUGAGCUACUUUCAAGUACAAAAAAUCGUAGGACAAAAAAAAAUCGACGUGCUUGAUAUAAUAAUUUUUGUUAUAAUUAUUUGUAUAAAAAUAUAUUAAAUAUUUUUACUUUUCAUUGUGUAUAGCAAAAAAAAAAAAAAUGGACUGAUAUUGAUUUAUCUUAAAAAAUUUUAUAGAUUUUAAUUUCUAUUAUUAUUAAUAAUAAUUUAUAAUUAUUUUCAAGGUUUUUAUCUAUCAGUAGAUAUACAAAUAUAUAUAUUAUUAAUUUAUAAUAAUUUUCCAAAGCUUUUAUAACAAUUAGACAUUCACGAUAAUUAUUUUUAAAUAUACAUUUAGUAUAUAAAUAUUUUAUUUUUUAUCAUCAUUUUAAGCUGAUGUUUAAUGAUGAUUAUUGAUUUUAAAAAAUUUCUUUCAUUUUGCUUAUUUUCUCUCGAUAAUACUUGUUUAAUUUUUUUUUUUUUUAAUCAAUUUAUUUCAAUGUUAUCAACAAUGUCAUUGAAACCACAACAAUCAAUUAAAAUAGAUCUAUUUUUUCGCU
Messenger RNA from Aphidius gifuensis, 1721 nucleotides. RefSeq names its product dnaJ homolog subfamily C member 22 (gene wus). Gene Ontology annotation, biological process: endocytosis. The coding region runs from base 91 to 1239 and encodes 382 amino acids. The record is from RefSeq and is a predicted model, not a curated record. NCBI's taxonomy places the organism in Eukaryota, Metazoa, Arthropoda, Insecta, Hymenoptera, Braconidae. The transcript has 5 exons. Gene Ontology annotation, cellular component: early endosome; plasma membrane.